CAUUUAGAUAAGAAUAAACUUUGAGGUGAUCCCUAAAAUGUGGGGUAUGUUUGAAUAAGCUCCCUGUUAGCAGCUCUCUAGGGCCAACAAUGUGGCUAAUGCUAGCAAGAAGAAACUUGUCGAGCGAAGUAACGAGUUUGUCAUAGAAAUGGAAAAGCGGUUGGAAGACACGCUUCGGAUCGGCCACAACGACAAAGAGUCCAGUAAUUCUUCACAGGCCCUCCUGAGGACGACCAUGGUAAUACAGGACAGCUCCAUCCCAUCAGCACCCCCACCUCAGAUACGCAUUUUGAAACGGCCCGCCAGUAACGGGUCCUUGGCUUCGUCCAUGAAUCAAAACAGACCGGCGCCGCAGGUGAAGUCUCUGGCCCAGCGAGAAGCAGAAUACGCCGAGGCCCGGAAAAGAAUACUGGGCAGCGCCUCCCCAGAGGAUGAAGCUCAGGACAAGCCCGCCAAUGACAGGCCCGGACGCAAUAACUCUACGCUGCCUUCAGAGGACUCCAGAUCAAACAAUCACACUAUCCGGCAGCCCGCCGCCCCCGACGGAACCCAGGGGUUCCGGCAGCACAGAUAAGCCGGUCUCAGGGCGACCCGGCCAUCUAGGGGAGAGAGGUCAAGGGUCAUCAGGGGUCAACAGGACCGUCUUCUGAAAACUGGCUUCCCUGGAUCAGACGGUCCCGGCCGCUGCAACCCUUCAGGAAGCAGGGGACGCCGGACGGAACGUCCUCCCCCCCACACUGCGCUUUAUUUUGGCACUGUGAUUAUGGACGUCUUCUGGACUCACUGUGAUUACCCCCCCCUUUAAGAGACACCGCCGCCGCGGUCGGGAUCAAAGAAACACUGAUGAGGUGAAGCGAGGUGCCAUAUCCAAACGAGAUGAGCUGGCUCUUCAGCAGCCCCCUCCUCCCCCCAGCAAUAAUUCAAGUCUUCACCUUCUCUGGUUUUAAUUUUCUUUUAAUCGCUCGAUGCGCUGACAUCUAAAGACCGAAGUUCUUUUGGGCCACAGAGAACCUUUUUUAUGACCCUAGUAUUGGUUCAAACAUCUGCAGUUCUUCUCAAAAGUUUUUGCACUUUUCUUUGGCAGUGAAAACAUGAAAUCAUUUGGUUCCUAAACUGUAAACCGCUUCACCACGAGGCUGCACUUUGGCCAAGAACCCAGCAGAGCGUUACGUGUCGGCGCGCGCCGCCUGUGGUUUUUAAACGCCGCCUUUUUCAUUCAGGUUCCGUUGUUUUUUCGUGGUUUCUCUGCGGCCUCGCUCGGCUUUUACGGUAGCCUUUUCUGUUUGUAUGUUAAACAGACAUUUGGAGCAGUAUUUUAAUAGAAAUGAGCCCAAAGCCCUUUGAAACCCACAAAUGUCAUCGUUUGAAGGCGCCGUCGGCGGCAGCAGCAGCUUACAGGGAGACGGAGGAGGGAACUUCCUGCUGUACGUCACCCCCCUCCCUCUGUCUCCACCUCUUCAGGUCCUCUGGAGAACAGCCUGUUGGAACUCAGGUCCAUGUCGGUAAUCCAACCAACCGGGAUUGUAUUCGUACGGCGGGUCGGCCCGCUCAGACGGUAUGAAGCUUGGCACAGAGACGGUGCUGGCUAAAGCUGAACUGAAUGCUAGUUGUUUUGUUUUUUUGUCACUGCAUCGUCGCUCCGUGAGGAAUCUCCAGGAAACAUCUCAGCGCUGGAACAUCAGGAGGACCCACAGGAGCGUCCUGUUCUUCACCUGCUCACACGUCACAAAGCCAUAUUUGGUGGUGGAACAGUCUUUUUCGGAUGGUUGAAUUCAGCUUGUGCCUCCUGUAGGACAUCUUUACUUCCUGCUUUAGUUCAGAAAACCUGCAAUAUGAUGCGAGCAGCCGGGCUCAAACUGCCUGUAAAUACGAUUUAAUAAACAGAUUUACUACA
This is a messenger RNA of Oryzias latipes (Japanese medaka), 1894 nucleotides long. It is a transcript of the gene szrd1, whose product is annotated as SUZ RNA binding domain containing 1. The record is from RefSeq and is a predicted model, not a curated record. Lineage: Eukaryota; Metazoa; Chordata; Actinopteri; Beloniformes; Adrianichthyidae.